Pipistrellus kuhlii (Kuhl's pipistrelle) is the source of this 1311-nucleotide messenger RNA. RefSeq names its product paraoxonase 1 (gene PON1). NCBI's taxonomy places the organism in Eukaryota, Metazoa, Chordata, Mammalia, Chiroptera, Vespertilionidae. Gene Ontology annotation, molecular function: aryldialkylphosphatase activity; arylesterase activity. The record is from RefSeq and is a predicted model, not a curated record. Gene Ontology annotation, cellular component: extracellular region. Bases 71 to 1135 code for a protein of 354 amino acids. The transcript is spliced from 9 exons.
GCAAGGUUGCAGUCAGGCAGGUUCUCCUUGUCCCUAUACCAGGCCAUCCACUGUUAGUUUGCCUCAGGCCAUGGCAAAGCUGAUGGUGCUCACCCUCUUGGGGCUGGCAAUGACAGGCUUCAGGGAUCACCCAUCUUACCAAAAACGAUUUGCAGCUUCUCGAGAAGUAGAACCAGUAGACCUUCCUAACUGUAAUUUAGUGAAAGGAAUAGAAACGGGUUCUGAAGACUUGGAGAUACUUCCUAAUGGACUGGCUUUCAUUAGCUCUGGAUUAAAAUACCCUGGAAAUAAGAACUUUGACUCCAAUACACCUGGAAAUAUACUAUUGAUGGACCUAAAUGAGGAAGAUCCAACAGUAUUAGAAUUGAGUAUCUCUGGAAGUAAAUUCAAUAUGUCUUCAUUUUACCCACACGGGAUCAGCACAUUCACGGAUGAAGAUAAUACUGUGUACCUGCUGGUGGUGAACCAUCCAGAUGCUAAGUCCACCGUUGAGUUGUUUAAAUUUCAAAAAGAAGAAAAAUCACUUUUGCAUCUGAAAACUAUCAGACACAAACUUCUAUAUAGUUUGAAUGAUAUUGUUGCAGUGGGACCUGAGCACUUUUAUGCCACAAACGAUCACUAUUUUGUCGACCCCUACUUGAGAUCCUUAGAGGUCAACUUGGGUUUAUCAUGGUCAUAUGUGGUUUACUAUAGUCCAAAUGAAGUUAAAGUGGUGGCGGAUGGAUUUGAUUUUGCUAAUGGAAUCAACAUUUCACCUGAUGGCAAGUAUGUCUAUAUAUCUGAACUUCUGGCUCAUAAGAUCCAUGUGUAUGAAAAGCAUGCUAAUUGGACUUUAACUUCAUUGAAGUCCCUGGCCUUUGACACACUCGUGGAUAACAUAUCCGUGGACCCUGUGACAGGGGACCUUUGGGUUGGGUGCCACCCCAAUGGCAUGAGAAUCUUCUUCUACAACCCGGAGCGCAUUCCUGGAUCAGAGGUGAUCCAAAUCCAGAACAUUUUAUCAGAAGAACCCAAAGUCACAGUGGUUUAUGCAGAAAAUGGGACCGUGUUGCAAGCAAGUUCAGUGGCCUCUGUGUACCAGGGGAAACUGCUGAUUGGGUCGGUGUACCACAAAGCUCUCUACUGCAAGCUCUAACAGGCCCAUCUGCACCCACGCCGUGGGAACUGUGAGCCCGCCAUUUCAACAGCUUGCCAGCCCAGAGAGACCACAGUGAUCUCAUUAAUUUAGGGAACGUUGACCCUAAAUUAGGCCAUGGUUCGGGAUGAAGUUGCUGUUUAACUGAGAACAGAUAUGAUGGAUCAGGUUUUUUU